GCAUUUUUAAAGCCGUAAUCGCAGGCGACGGCUUGGUCAGCUCUCGGAGCAUGCGCAGUCGGCGUAGACACGUUUCACGCGGUAGGAUUGCUUGUUUAUAUUGAAAUAAAACUGAGGUACCAGCUGCCUGCUGAACCGUUUUCCCGUCGAAAAUGGGUGGGCUUCUGAGCUACUUCAGAGGCUUGCUGGGCAGUCGGGAGAUGCGGAUCCUGAUACUGGGUCUGGAUGGUGCUGGGAAGACCACCAUUUUGUACCGGUUGCAAGUCGGCGAGGUUGUUACAACCAUUCCGACUAUUGGAUUCAAUGUUGAACAAGUUACAUAUAAGAACCUCAAGUUCCAGGUGUGGGACUUGGGUGGUCAGACAAGCAUCAGGCCAUACUGGCGGUGUUACUUUUCUAACACCGAUGCCAUCAUAUACGUUGUUGACAGUGCAGACAGGGACCGUAUUGGCAUAUCUAAAGAAGAACUAGUUUCCAUGCUAGAGGAAGAAGAGCUGAAGAAGGCUAUUCUUGUGGUUCUUGCCAACAAGCAGGACUUGGACGAAGCUAUGACAGUGUCCGAGAUACACUCAGCGCUUGGUCUAGAUGCACUGAAAAACCGAACAUUUCAAAUAUUCAAGACCUCCGCACUCAAAGGAAAUGGCCUGGACGAGGCCAUGGAAUGGUUAUCAAAUGCACUUACCAACAACAAGUGACCGACGAUCCAGCAAAGAGGGAGGCUUCAGCCACGCCAGUCCACCAUCAUUGUCACCUCAAAGUGUGCGUUUGUGGAGAAGUGUGGAAAAGAACAGUUCCUGGGGCUGCCGACAAAAAGCGAGAGGAGCAGCGGUGCAGGAGAACUGGCUCCGCACAGCUUGGCGGUGAGGCGCGUGGCCACACUUGCAUGCCACGCGUGGACCCUGGUGCACAUUGGGAAGAAGGCCCUGGAGUGCGUCGCUUCUUUGCCAUUCCCCAUCUCUAGUCUGUGCCGAGAGAGCGAGGAGAGCCGCAGUUUGUGUUUUUGCCCCCUUGCUGAAAGCUCCUCAGUAGCCCCGACAUGUCGGAAACAUUCCUGGCUGGCUGGUUGGUCGAUUUGUUUUGUAUCUUCUGGUUAGGUGACUGUGUAAUUGAAGCUUUUUUUUUUAUAUGUGUCUUUUAAGUCCAAGAUAAAGCUGAGCAUUUUUCUGUUGGA
Dermacentor albipictus is the source of this 1171-nucleotide messenger RNA. It is a transcript of the gene Arl1, whose product is annotated as ADP ribosylation factor-like 1. Gene Ontology annotation, molecular function: GTPase activity; GTP binding. Gene Ontology annotation, biological process: intracellular protein transport; vesicle-mediated transport. The record is from RefSeq and is a predicted model, not a curated record. Lineage: Eukaryota; Metazoa; Arthropoda; Arachnida; Ixodida; Ixodidae. Gene Ontology annotation, cellular component: Golgi apparatus; cytoplasm.